UUCCUGUCAUGCCAGUAGUGAAAAAUAAAUUAUGUCUACCUGGUAUAUGGACGGUGCCAAGGAUAACCGAGGUGUUUAUACAAAACAGGGACCGGAAGGACUGCUACAGAGUGAGCGCAGGAGGAUAACGCUGCAGAGUGACCUUGUGACCUUACAGAGGGAUCAGCGCCUUAGCCGGGCUGUGCGGCUGCAGAGCCGGUGGCAGGAGCUGAGUGAGAGAGAGCGUCAGGCCCAGCAGCAGAACAGGCAGCUGCUGCAGGAGUUUGACAGAGCCCAGGACACUCUGAGAGACAUGGUCACCCGCAACGCCGCUAUGAAUACCAUAAAAGUGGAGUAUGAAAGGUAUCUGGAGGAGAGCUUCCCUCGCUGGCAGCAGCAGCUCAAACAGAAGACACUAUCUGCCCAACGCAAGCGAUUGGAGCAGCACCUGAAGGAGUGCCUGAGGAGUAUGGAGGAGGACAAUGCUGAAGAGAGGGGCUCCAGACCCCCCAUUGGAGCCCAACCUCCACUUUCUCCAUGUAACACCAACACACCCUUAUACAGUUCACCUUACCUCCCACCAACAUACCUCACUGUCAUUUCUCUUUCUUUAGGUCAUGUCCAACAGCUCCAGAAUGCCGCUGCACACCACAACCAAAAUGGCCACCAGGACUACAUCCAAAAUGGCCACCAUCAUCCCAGCAUCCCUUCAAUUCAGUCCUCCUGGUUGAUUCAUGCUCGUUCCCAAUGGGUUGAUUCCCAAACCAGAAUGCACUCCAAACUCAAACAAAGAGACAUGACUCACCAACCCGCUCACCCCCUCCACCCCUAUGACCCCCAGUUCCUCUACCCCCCUCAGCCUUACCCUGUCCAGCACCCUCAGUCCCUCUACCCCCCUCAGCCUUACCCUAUCCAGCCCCCUCAGUCCUACUCUAACCCCAGUAAACACCACAUUGUGAUCCAGCAGGAGGCACCACCGACAGGGUUCCCCAUGCAAUGGGCUGCUGGAGUCGCCACGGCUGGGCUCCAUUUCAGGGCCCCAGUGGGCCUUCAAACUUCCUGGACAAGCCCUGCCAUGCCGGAUACCCAGGGAUGGAGAAUAGUACAGGAUGUGGCGGGGGAGGAUCUGGGGAGGGUGGCCAGUGCAGCGACUAGUCCUGAAGGAGGGAGCAGUGUGGGACACAGACAGAAGAGAGAGAAGAGCAGCGAUUUGGCACAUGAGCUCGACAUCAAACCAGUGCGUCUGUUGAGUGGACAUGGAGAGAGCAGUGAGAGUAGCAGAACCUCCAGUCAGGCCAGUAAAGACAGCGUCAGUAGCAGGGAGAGGAGGAAGAGGAAGGAGAAGAAUGGAGGAAGAGCAGGACAGAGCGCAACAGACAGGUCCUCUGCAGGAUCCGGGGAGGUGGUUAUUCCUGAGGCUUCAGUAUCUUCUGCCUCUGUGGUCCAAAGCUCAGAGAAUGAUGGGACAUCGGUGGUAGGGAGAAACAGGAGCAGGAUGAGUAGGGGACUGGCUAACCUAUUCAGUGCAGAGGAGUCAGGAAGUCAUAGAGACGAAUCAGGGAGUGAUAGGGAGUGGUCGGUGAGUCAAAAGGAGGAAUCAAGUCAAAUUCAAGAAUCAGGGAGUCAUAGGGCAAAGGCAGUGGGUCACAUGGAGGAAUCAGUGAGUCAUAGGGUAGAGGCAGUGAGUCAAAUGGAAGAGUCAAGAAGUCAAAUGCAGGCGUCAAUGAUUAAAAAGGAGUCAGUGAGUCAUGGGGAGGAAGUAGCCAGUGACAAAGAAGUAGGAGAUAAUGCCAUGGAGGCCACAGAGGGAGAAGAGGAGAGUCUGGUUGGACUCAGUGUGGAGGAGGGAGCAACAGGAGAAGAGGAGAGUCUGGUUGGACUCAGUGAGGAGGUGGGAGCAACAGGAGAAGAGGAGAGUCUGGUUGGACUCCGUGUGGAGGGGGGAGCAACAGGAGAAGAGGAGGAGGAAAUUAAACAUGACAGAGAGGAGGGGAGGGAAACAAAGGAAGAAGAGGGAAUGGGAGAACAUGAAGGCGAAAAAGAGCAAGGAGAAGAUCAGGAUGAAGGCAAUGAGGCACACCAGAGAGACAGAGAAGAAGGAGAGGAGGAGGAGGAAGAGGAAGAAGUCCAACCAGAGAGUGAGAGCGUUUCUAUAAGGGAGCACACUGCAGAGGACGAGGAAGACAGGGAGAGGGGAGAGGAGGAAGCAGAGGAGGCACAGGACUCAGAAGGGCAGGUAGAGCGCGAGGAGGUGGAACGGGGUGAUAGAGGCAUGGAGGAAGAGAGCGAGAACGAAAGAGAGGAAUCACACACUUCUCAGAACGGAGAGAUAGAAGAGGAGGAUGUGGGAGUUGGGAAUGAAAGAGAUGAUAAUGAGGAGGGGUCAGAAGGUGAAGAAGAUGGUGGCGAGGAAGAGGAAGAGGAGCAGCGUUGUCAGGAUGCUGAGGAAGACUCAGCAGCAGGGCAACCUGAGGAUGAAGAGGAGAGAGACUCUGACGACAGCAUCAUCUCACCACCAGAACACAGGUCAUCCAAAUGCCUGGCAGAGGUAGCGGAAGAGGAGGAGGAAGAAGUGAUCGGUGAUAAUGAUGAAAAUGAUGAUGGUGAAGAUGAUGAAGAUGACAAAGUGAAAGGGUAUUUAUGGUCUGUGGAUCCCUUUCCAGAUGAGGAUGAUGAUAUUGAAAGUCUUCUCGCUCCACAAGCAAAGUCUCAGGAAAAACAAGAGAAAGAAGAAAAGAAAAAGACAGUGGUCCUUGUCAAACCCAAAGCCAUAGAUGAAGACUUGGACAGUUUCUCUGAAGUAAAAGCACUUCACAAAAAGAAAGGGGCUAAUCAGGACACAGACUCAGAAGAGUUUGAUCACUUCUACGACUGACAAGCCUUGUGUUCCAGCUCACCUAAAACCUCAACAAGAUAUGAGUGACUGCAAUUCUAAUGCCAGACUUCUAAAUCCAGAACACUUGAACAUGAAAUCCACAACACUUGAACAUGAAAUGAACAUUCCUUAUCUAAUGUCAAGAUGCACCGAAUGUAAAUCAUUAGCAUUUUAUUAAAAAGAGAAUAUUGAAAAUGCUGUUUUGAGAUGGAGAUAUAAUUACCACUCCAGCACAGUAGGGGGCAGCAUACCCCAAAUGAGUUGAGACUGCACGCGCCAAAAGCAUAUCUUUCUGUGGUGAUUUACUUGCCCUCAUGGAAAUUGGAGGAAAACAUUAGAAAUCUGGACCGUUGAAAGGAUGUCAUCCAAUUGCCAUGUGACCACAUUACAGCUGGACUCAGUGAGCCAGGCAGAAUGCCCCUCUGUUCACCUGCUGCCCUGUGAGAUAGAGCAUGACGGGCCUGCAGAGGUGUCCCAGUUCUUCACAGCCACCAUCAAAGACCAAAAACAUGAGAAAACGGUGUCAUUCAGGGGUCGUGGGUUAAAAGGUCAGGAGGUCAGCUGUCCACAGGGCUACACAGGCCUGGUGCUGAGAGAGGUCAACAAAUCAGGCUCUGACCAGGAGGUAAACCGUAAACACUGCCAAAAUCAUCACUCUCUGGCCAACAUCCACAUAAUCUACUGUAGCAGGUCAACAACUCACAAAGAAUGCUGUCAGAAUCUCCUCUAAUCUAUCUGUAAUCACCAACCAAUGUCCACAAGCUCUUGCCACUGGGCAACAACUCAAAGAAGAUGGCUAUAAUCUGUUUUUAAGCUGUGAACCCCACAUACCAACCAGGAAAUAUGAAACUCUUCCUUUUCCAUUGUCUGCAGCAGGAACACAUACUGUAUAACACGAUAUUGCAUAUUUAAACUCUUCACACACUGACAGUAAUGCUAUAUGUGAGGUAAUGUGUGUGUCCAGGACAGGACUGUGAAGGUGUCCUCAGUGUUCCAUAAAGUCACCUACUGGAACCUCGAGACUUCGCCCAACUCUGAUGACGGCAUCGUCAUGGCAAUGGCCUGGCCGGAUCUGGCAGAAGCGAUACAUGGGCCGGUGGAUGACUGACAUGGAAGAGGCCAAAGCAAAGAAGAUCAAUCCCUGCUCUACCCUCCUUUUCAUGCUGAAGACUGCCUCUAAACACAUUUUGGUUGUGUUUUCAGUAGCCAUUGCUUAGUUUGUAAAAAUAGGAAUAAUGGACAAUGGGUAGAACACUCCUCACAGUCCCUAGUGUUGUAGUGGACACUGUCUAUCUUUUACAGAUCCAUAGGGGUGAAUUGUGCUUGCUGCUUCUUGUGACUAAUGUUACUAUUGUACCAUGUUCUUUUUGUUGUAUUUUUCUGUCAUCAAUUAUACUCAUAUUAUAGACCAUUGUGAUA
Messenger RNA from Oncorhynchus kisutch (coho salmon), 4273 nucleotides. Its product is annotated as glutamic acid-rich protein. Bases 32 to 2854 code for a protein of 940 amino acids. Gene Ontology annotation, biological process: spindle organization. Gene Ontology annotation, cellular component: centrosome. The transcript is spliced from 12 exons. NCBI's taxonomy places the organism in Eukaryota, Metazoa, Chordata, Actinopteri, Salmoniformes, Salmonidae. The record is from RefSeq and is a predicted model, not a curated record.